AUGGUGCCCCCAGGGAAGAAACCCGCAGGAGAGGCCUCCAACUCCAACAAGAAGUGCAAGCGUUACUUCAACGAGCACUGGAAAGAGGAGUUUCCGUGGCUGGACUUCGACUAUGAGCGGAAGUUGAUGUUUUGCCUCGAGUGUCGCCAGGCCCUGGUGCGGAACAAGCAUGGCAAAGCGGAGAACGCCUUCACCGUGGGCACCGACAACUUCCAGCGCCAUGCCCUGCUGCGCCACGUGACUUCGGGGGCCCACCGCCAGGCGCUGGCCGUCAACCGGGGCCAGCCCACUUUUGAGGGCCACGCCGAGGGAGGAGGGGCCUACCCAGAUCUGGAGACGCCCCCCACCUCCAGGGGCGUCAAGAUGGAGGUGGACCCGGCCAAAGUGGCCGUGCUGACCACGGUGUACUGCAUGGCCAAGGAGGAUGUGCCCGAUGACCGCUGCUCCGCCCUGCUCGAGCUGCAGAGGUUCAACCUGUGCCAGGCCCUGCUGGGCACAGAGCAUGGCAACUGCUACAGCCCCAGGAGGGUGAGGGACAUGCAGGGCAUGAAGAAGACCCACGGCUUCUCCAUUCCUUUUGGUGUAUCCCUGGCCCGCAUCAAGCCCAGUACCAUCCACGUGGCCCCUCGGGGCAUGCAAGUGGCCAUUGCCAGUGUCUUGCACACACAGGCCUGCCAGCGCCUGAAGGCAUCCCCGUAUGUGGGGCUGGUGUUGGACGAGACCAGGGACUGGCCUGAGUCCCACAGUCUGGCCUUGUUUGCCACUUCGGUGUCCCCCUGUGAUGGCCAGCCGGCUACCACGUUCCUGGGCAGUGUGGAGCUACAGGAGGGUGAUGCCACUGCUGGCCAACUCCUGGACAUCCUGCAGGCCUUCGGUGUGUCUGCAGCAAAGCUGGCCUGGCUCAGCUCGAGCCUCCCCAGUGACCGCCUUGGGCACGUGGGCCCACAACUCCGCGCUGCCUGCCCACUGCUCACCGAGCUACACUGCCUCCCCGGCCGGACAGAUCCUGAGCCCCCGGCCUACCUAAGUGAAUAUGAAAGUGUGCUGGAUGCCCUAUUCCGCCUCCAUGGUGGCCCCGGUUCCCACACGGUCCCCGAGCUCCGGGCGGCACUGGACCUUGCUGCUGUUGACUUGGCGGGACCGCGGCCAGUGCCCUGGGCGUCCUUGCUGCCUAUCGUGGAAGCAGUGGCUGAGGCUUGGCCUUGCCUGGUGCCCACACUGGAGGCCUCUGCCCCAGCCUCCCCUACAGCUAGGGCACUGGCCCUCGCCCUGCGCCAGUUCACCUUCGUGGCCUUCACCUACCUGCUGCUGGACACUCUGCCCACCGUGCAGAAGCUCGCCCUUGUCCUGCAGCCAGAAGAGCCAGACUUGGCCUCGCUGCAGCCCCUGGUGAUGGCGGCCGCGGCCUCUCUCCAAGCGCAGCGCAGCUCGGGUGGGGCGCGCCUCCAGGGCUUCCUGCAGGACUUGGCUUCCUCCGGCCCCGACUUGGGCGGUGGGUGCUGCACCUACCGUGGCGUGGAGCUGGUCGGCUACUCCGAGGCUGCCGUGCGGGGCUUGGAACGGCUGCGGGGGGCCUUCCUGGACUCCAUGCGGAGGGGGCUGUGGGACUCCUAUCCCGGGCCCUCGCUGGACGCCGUGGCCGCGUUCGCGGCGAUCUUCGACCCGCGCGGCUACCCGCAGGCACCCGAGGAGCUGGGCGCGCACGGCGAGGGAGCGCUGCGGGUGCUGCUGCGCACCUUCGCCCCCGCCGUGGUGCGCCAGCGGGCGCUGGGCGACUUCGCGCUCUUCAAGCGCGUGGUGCGCAGCCUGGGGCGGCUGGGCCCGCGGGCCCUGUGCGCCAGGCUGGCGUGCGCUCGCUCGGAGCUGCACGAGCUCUUCCCGGACUUCGCCGCCCUUGCCGCCCUAGCCUUGGCGCUGCCCGCGGGCGCCGGCCUCCUGGACAAGGUGGGCCGCAGCCGGGAGCUGCGGUGGUGGGGGCAGAGCGGGGCCGGGGAGGGCCGGGGCGGCCCGGCGGUGAAGAUCGCCGUGGAUGGGCCUCCGCUGCACGAGUUUGACUUUGCGCUGGCCGUGGAGUUCUUGGAGACAGGCCCGGCCUCCAGUGCCCCCAGCCCCCUGCUGGCCUCCCUGCCCCUGCCUGCCAGGCCUCUGCAGCCCCCGCUGGACUUCAAGCACUUGCUCGCCUUCCACUUCAAUGGCGCCACCCCGCUCAGUCUCACCCCCAACUUCAGCACGAUGGACCCGAUCCAGAAAGCUGUCAUCAGCCACACGUUUGGGGUCCCCUCCCCUCUGAAGAAGAAGCUCUUCAUUUCCUGUAACAUCUGUCACCUGAGGUUCAACUCAGCGAACCAAGCCGAAGCACAUUACAAAGGCCACAAACACGCCAGAAAACUCAAGGCUGUCGAAGCUGCCAAGAGCAAGCAGAGGCCACAAACCCUGGCCCAGGAUGGGGUGCUGGUGUCCCCAGCCCCGACUUCAGCCAGUGGAUCCCCAGGAGAGCUGCAGAACAAAGUUCCUGAGGCCCUUCCUCCUGGACCCCAACUCCAGCCACUGCUGACUCCGGACCCCACGUGCAGGAAGCCGACCCACUCAGACCUCUUGGAUGCUGCCUCCUCCUCUUCUUCUUCCUGCCUACCCUGCUCCCCAGAGCCUGGGAGGGAGGCACCAGGGCCUGAGCCAGCAGCCGCUGCUGUGGGAACUGGUGUGAGUGUGGAGGGCAGGAGCGAGAAGGGGCGCCUCUAUUGCCCCACGUGCAAGGUGACAGUGAACUCUGCCUCCCAGCUACAGGCUCACAACACAGGAGCCAAGCACCGGUGGAUGGUGGAAGGUCAGCGAGGUGCUCCCCGAAGGGGCCGGGGCCGUCCAGUUCCCCGGGGAGCUGGACACAAGGCCAAGAAAGUGGCAGGGGGCCGGGGGGCCCGACAGGGCCCCAGCCCUCCUUUUCACUGUGCUCUGUGUCAGCUCCAAGUCAAUUCAGAGACCCAGCUCAAGCAGCACCUGAGCAGCAGGAGACACAAAGACCGCCUGGCUGGGAAGCCCCCCAAGCCCUCCAGCCAGCACAGCAAGCUGCAGAAGCAUGCAGCGCUGGCUGUGAGUAUCCUCAAGUCGAAACUGGCCUUGCAGAAGCAACUCACCAAGACGCUGGCGGCCCGCUUUCUGCCCAGCCCGAUCCCGGCUGCGGCCGCUGCCAUCUGUGCCCUGCCAGGGCCCCUGGCCCUCCGGCCUGCUCCCACAGCAGCCACCACCCUCUUCCCAGCUCCCAUCCUGGGCCCAGCUCUGUUUCGUACCCCAGCAGGAGCUGUCCGCCCUGCCACAGGGCCCAUCGUCUUUGCCCCCUACUAG
Messenger RNA from Odobenus rosmarus divergens (Pacific walrus), 3339 nucleotides. RefSeq lists its product as uncharacterized. Lineage: Eukaryota; Metazoa; Chordata; Mammalia; Carnivora; Odobenidae. Bases 1 to 3339 code for a protein of 1112 amino acids. The transcript is spliced from 10 exons. The record is from RefSeq and is a predicted model, not a curated record. Gene Ontology annotation, molecular function: zinc ion binding; nucleic acid binding. Gene Ontology annotation, cellular component: nucleus.